CGCCACCACCGCCGCCACCGCCGCUGCCGCCCGCCACGCAGCUGGGGAUCCAUCGCUCGGCGAACCGUUCGGCUCAAAUGCUCCUCAAGUCGGUACACCGGCUCGCCCGCCCGUCUCUACUCGUGGCGGCAGGCACAUUUGCUGGUGAGGCCGCUCGGCGAGGAUUCUCACAGCCCGCCAGCGUCUGCGAGAGCGCGGCAGCACCACAGCUCACGAUGAUCUACUUCCCGGUCCGGGCGCUGGCGGAGCCCGCGAGGAUGAUUCUCGAGUUCGGCGGCGUCGCGUACGAAGACGCAUCUCCCCAGCAGGCCUACGGCGUGCCUUGGAAGGACGCCAAGGACAAGACGCCGUUCGGUCAGCUGCCGCUGCUCCUGGUCGACGGCAAGGAGCUGGCCCAGGCUGGCGCGAUCAUCCGCUACUGCGCUGCGCUCGUGCCUGCGCUCGUGCCGGCCGAACCGCUUGAGGCUGCGAGGUGCGACAUGAUCUUCGAGGCGGCGCGCGAGCUCGACGCCGUCAACCCGAUCGUGAAUGCGGCGUUCUUCGACAGCUUCCCGGCCAAGCUUGCGCGGCUGGCGAGGCAGCUGCGCGAGAGCGAGGGCCCCUUCUCCUGCGGCGCGGCGCCGCGCUGGUGCGACUUUAUGCUCUACCACAACCUCGACAACGCACGGCUGCUCGAGCCCGCCGCGCUCGACGCUUACCCGGAGGUGCGCACCUUCAUGGCGGCGGUCGAGGCGACGCCGCGCGUGGCGGAGUUUCUGCAGGCGAGGCCCAAGCCGGUGGACAUUGGGACAAAGCCGAUGCUGGAGCCAAACGUGCCGGGCAUACGCGUGAAGAAGUAGUGACUGUGAUCUCGCGGCCACAGUGCGCCCCGUCUGCGGCGUGCGGGGAGUGUAACAUGAAGGUCCGUCUGCAUUCCGCUUGCCGGGCGGCGUGCGAGAUCCUGCAGGGGCUGGGGGGGCUGGAUUUUGUUAUUUGUUUAUUGUGAACUUUGAAGGCUC
Messenger RNA from Emiliania huxleyi CCMP1516, 998 nucleotides. RefSeq lists its product as hypothetical. The coding region runs from base 78 to 839 and encodes 253 amino acids. The transcript has 3 exons. Gene Ontology annotation, molecular function: glutathione transferase activity. Lineage: Eukaryota; Haptophyta; Isochrysidales; Noelaerhabdaceae. Gene Ontology annotation, biological process: glutathione metabolic process. The record is from RefSeq and is a predicted model, not a curated record.